Messenger RNA from Entelurus aequoreus (snake pipefish), 3443 nucleotides. Its product is annotated as phosphatase and actin regulator 1-like. The transcript is spliced from 12 exons. Gene Ontology annotation, biological process: stress fiber assembly; cell motility. Gene Ontology annotation, molecular function: actin binding. The coding region runs from base 275 to 2062 and encodes 595 amino acids. The record is from RefSeq and is a predicted model, not a curated record. NCBI's taxonomy places the organism in Eukaryota, Metazoa, Chordata, Actinopteri, Syngnathiformes, Syngnathidae.
UCCUCGCGCCGCAUCGUUCGCGAAGGACCCAUCACGAUUAGCCACAAUAGACUGCAGCUCUGCGUGGGGGGAGCUCGCCGCGGCUAACUCGCUCUUUUAAGCAUGGAUUCCGUUUUUUGGUGACUUUUUAUCAUUUCGAAAACGAGCCGGUUUUCCACGUUUAAAAGAUCUCAGGUGAGCGCCGCCCCCUAAAAAAAAUUAAAAAAAAUAACAGGUCAGCGUGGAUGCUAAAUCACAGGCGAGUCGACGGAUUGUCGGUCCUGUUAAUCCGAGCAUGUUGAAGACGGCGCACUACCCCAGCGUGGACCCCUCGCCCACCAUCAUGCACGGCACCUGGCUCGCCUCUUCCACGAUGGGCUGCGUGCACGCCCCCUCCGCCGUGGCCGUGGAGAAGCCCAAAAAGAACGCGUUCAGCCUGGCUAAAAUCAUGUCUUUGGGCGGCAAGAAGGGCCACGGAGGCAACGCGCACUAUAACAACAACAACAACACGCCCUUCGCCAUCCACUGUCACAUCGGCAAGGAGAUCAAGCACAUUUGCAGCAACUGCAGCCGAGGGACCGGCACGCAGGACGCUGAAGAGGUCGAAAGGCUGGCCGGGAUGCGAGCCGAGUCCUUGGUUUCUCCCCCCAUCCGCUGUCGAAGCAGGCUCGCCACUCUGGGACGCCUCCUCAAGCCCUGGAAAUGGAGGAAGAGUAAGAGCGACAAAUUCAAGCAGACUUCAGCUGCCUUGGAGAGGAAGAUGUCCGUGCGACAGAGUCGAGAUGAACUAAUCAAGAGAGGAGUACUAAAGGAGAUAUUUGAAAAAGCAACUGUUGAGGUACGAUCUUCGGUUGACGGCGGCAUCUGUACUCAGGAGCCCUCACAUAAGUCGUCCAUGACCCGGGGCCCUAAGAAGUCUGUCACCUACUCAAGUGACCUUCAGGAUAAUCAAGCUGUCAAGCCGCCGAUGUACCACAAGCAGCCUCCAGCGCUCCCGCCCAAGCCUUUCUCCCGUAUGCCGAACCAUAGCAUAGAUUCUUGCCAGCCAAUGAAGUUUCCCUGCAUGCCCGGGACGAAGCACUCUCCUCCCCUCCCUCCCAAGAAAGUCAUGAUUUGCAUGCCCUCGGGGGGUCAGGACCGCUCCUCUUCCCCGUCUCCGUCGCCCAACCCCCUCAGCGCUCUCUCCCAGAAGUGCGGCCCCGGCCAGGUCCUGCCGAGCCACCACGGCACCCUGCUGCCCUCACAUCUCGCCGCCUUGUCCGCUCUCCACCAGAACCACGGCCACCCCCUUCAGCUGCAGUACGGCAGCUUGCACGCUCCCAGCCGCAUCAUCGAGGAGCUCAAUAAAGCCCUGGCGCUGUCCAUGCUGAGGUUUGAGAGUUCUGUGUUGCACGGUGGCAGCCAGUGUGCUCCUCUGGACAGAAGAGAGGUGCCGUCCGUGAUCAUCGACUACGAGGACGAUAAGGAGAACAUGCCCAAUGAGUCGGACUAUGAGGAUCUGCCCAGCAUGUAUAAGGACGAGGACGAUGUGGAAGACGAGGACGACGACGAGGACGACGACUCCAUAUUUACAAGCACACUGGCUCAGAAGGUGCUGCGUAAAGACUCUCUGGCCAUCAAGCUGAGCAACCGUCCCUCCAAGAGGGAGCUGGAGGAGAAGAACAUCCUGCCGGUGCAGACGGACGAGGAGAGGCUGGAGUCCAGGCAGCAGAUUGGCACCAAGCUCACCAGACGAUUGAGUCAAAGGCCAACAGCGGAGGAGCUGGAACAGAGGAACAUCCUCAAACCUCGCAACGAGCAGGAGGAAAUCGAGGAGAAGAGGGAGAUAAAGCGUCGGCUAACUCGAAAACUGAGCCAGAGGCCCACUGUGGAGCAGCUGAGACAGGCCAAAAUCCUCAUCCGGUUUAGUGACUAUGUGGAGGUCUCAGAUGCCCAGGACUACGACCGGCGGGCGGAUAAGCCAUGGACCCGGCUCACAGCAGCUGACAAGGCCACUAUACGAAAAGAGCUCAACGAUUUCAAGAGCAAUGAGAUGGAGGUGCACGAGUCCAGUCGUCAUUUAACCAGGUUCCACAGACCAUAGUCGACCAAGCAGGUGUACAACCUUAAGUGCUGGACAGUCAAACGGUGCCCACUUUCUUCAGUAAGGCCAUGUUUUCAGAAAUGCCCCCACCCCAAAUAAAAACACCCACCCACUGUAGUAGCACAUAACGAUGACUCCAGUUGAUCUGCCGUACCUCAUCCUCGCCCCUUUUGUGGAACUAGCUUGACUUCCAAAGUUCUCCAGGCUGAGCUCUCAGGCAGGUGCUCAUUUUUAUUUUGUUUUUUUUUAAGUCUUCAGAGAGUGACGGAACAUUUCCUCAGUGUCAAAGUCCUUCUCAAUGGCAACGUCACUCCCAAGGGAACGCCGUGUCGUGAUCUCAUCCGCCACGGGAUCCAUUUAAAUGUGCAAUAGUUUACGCCACUUCUUUCUCUUUUUUUUUUUACCUCCCCAAUGCUAGAGCGCCCUCUGGAGUUGGAUCCGUGUACCUGACUUCUGUUCUUCCCUAUGUGCAAUUCUCACUGUUGUCAUCCAAUCGCUUACUGUGAAUCAAGAGGGCGUUCCCCCCCCCCACCCCCCCGCUCUCGAAAUGUACAUAUUGUUUAUACGGAACAACUCGGAAGAAUCACUUUCAGCCAAAUGUCCUUCACUUGUGUCAGAAUGAUGUACAUGUAAUGUAAAAACUGCAGCUGACAUGUUUUGUAUGUAUUUUUUUUUUUGAUAGGCUGUUUGAAUGGAGAUGUGAAUUAAUACUAAGACAUGCCUUUUGUGUUAUUUUCUAUCUCCAAUGAUUACAGUAGUAUGGAUCCUCUUAACCUGCAGUUUAUGACAUGUUACCUUUUAAACUCAUAUUCUUUUUAUAAGCAAUAUAGCCCUGGUUUACAAAGAAAGGGAUGCACCUACAGAAUGCUUCAACUCUUUUCUUUCUUUCUUUGCUGUUGUCUCCACUGAGCCAAUCCACUAGUUAUGAAUACUCAUCACAAGUAAAAUAACUUGCACUGUUAAGAAGCCCACUGUCUCUUUUUCCUUCUAGAGUAUUCAAAUACUCAUUUUUACCAAUUUACUUGGAUUAAGAUUAAAAAUGAUCCGUUUCCUCAUCAGCGAUGGCGAGAUAACCUUGAUUAAAAGUUGCAAAAUCAGUCUGAUGCCUCACUGAUGUUAAAAAGUGGGCUAUUUUUAUAUUAUUUUAUUUGUUUUAAUUGAUGUAGUUCAACACGGUAUGAAUUAAUAUAUCAACGCAAUACACAACAGGUGCACGAGGUUUUCCCGUUUUAGCUGGAUUUAAAUAAGGAAAAUGACCUCAGUAACUUUUCGGAACAUUUACAGAUUUCAAAGCGUUUUUGGUUGGUUUUUUUGGGUCACUUUUGGAAUACGGAAUGCCAUGUAAAGGAUACAUAAUGCCAAUUAAACCCCCAUUUCUCAA